Molecule: messenger RNA, 907 nt
Organism: Arachis ipaensis
Lineage: Eukaryota; Viridiplantae; Streptophyta; Magnoliopsida; Fabales; Fabaceae
Source: RefSeq, a predicted model, not a curated record
AUAAAAUAAACAACACUGCUAGGGAGACAAUAAAAUCUAGUUGGCCCAGCCCAAAAAAUCUAGUUGGCCAAAAAAAACCGUUACCUAUUGGCUAUUUGCUUUAAUUGAAUGAUCUUACUGAGCUGGGUAUGGUUUCAGUGAAAAGGACAAAAGGGACAAAAGGGUAAGCGUAUGAAGCCGGAAGAGAGAAAGCGCAGGUUUAAUGAAGCCAUCGUUAACAUUCUAUAUCCCUCCUCGCCGGAACCCGAACCCGAACCCGAACCCGAACCAUCUCAUCAACCGUGUUGUUGCCACAAUGCAGAUUCAACAAGAUCUCAAACCCGUUUAUGCUUUCACGCAACGCUCGCCUUCUCAUGCUAUUUCUGGGAGUUCGGAUGAUUACGACAAUGCUUCCACGAGCGGCGACGAAGAACACGAUUCCGGGACGGUGAAGCUAACGAGGGCUCAACGGAAGAAGAUUCGCAAGAAGAAGCUCAAGGAAGAUGCAAUUCGUCGAGGCAACUUAAUUGGCCCCCUCUUGCCUCCUUAUACACAUCAAGUUACGCAGGAUGCACCACCUGUUCGAUCAAAUGCUUCAACGGAAUCUUCUCCACUCCACGAGCCUGGUGAUGGAGCGGCUCCCUCCACCUCGAAUAGAACCAGGAAGCCAAGGAUGGCCAAAAAGCUGCCCAAAGUUAUGCCUCAAACUUCCAAUUCUGCUCCUUUUGUUAAGGAGUCGAAUGUGUAACUGUGUAAGUCUAAACACCAAAAAAAAAAAACAAGAAACACACUCGUGUUAUCAUUGAUCUGAGUUUUUUUUUAGUAUUUUAGGUGGGUCGUGGCUGAUUGCGCUUUUGUUAUUGAUAGCUAUUGACAUUUGAUCGGUUAAAAUUUGGGUAUUGCUUCCGUUGAUACCGUUAAUCUUUUA